This is a messenger RNA of Phragmites australis (common reed), 1925 nucleotides long. Its product is annotated as pectinesterase-like. Lineage: Eukaryota; Viridiplantae; Streptophyta; Magnoliopsida; Poales; Poaceae. Gene Ontology annotation, molecular function: pectinesterase activity; pectinesterase inhibitor activity. The coding region runs from base 139 to 1887 and encodes 582 amino acids. The record is from RefSeq and is a predicted model, not a curated record. The transcript has 2 exons. Gene Ontology annotation, biological process: cell wall modification.
AAGGCACCGUGCCAGCUCAAUAAAACCCCUUGCCUUGUAGUAUACUGUACCCAUGCACCUAUCGACUCAAGACGUGCACAGCAGCUGAGACCCGCACUGCAUGUGCACAACACGAGCACACGCAGCUCAGCUAGAACCAUGGAAACGUUUGGUGGGGCAAGCUCGCGAGAGAGGCAAGACAAGAGAAGGUUACUAUCAGCUAUUGUUGCGUGGUCUUGCGCCAUGGCCACGGUGCUAGCUCUCGCGACGGUGGUGCCUGUUGCUGCCAGAGAGGGACACGAGGCGGCAUCGACGAGCAAUGUGGCCGUCGUCUCCAGGGUCGCCACCUCGGCAGUGGCGCCGCCCUGGAGCAAGAACGUCACGUUGAUCUGUCGGUCGACGCCGUACCCGAGCGCAUGCGAGACGGCGCUCACGUCGGCGGAGGCGGUGCGGUCGGCCGGUGACCCAUUCGCGGCGUCCGUGCAGUUCGCGAUGGCCCGGGCCACGUCGACGAGCGCGCUGGCACGCAACCUCUCCGCGUCCGCGCGGACCGUGCCGCUGUUGGGCAUGCACGACUGCGUCGAGCUCCUCGACAUCAGCCUCGCCCAGCUCGGCGACGCGCUCGCGGGCUCCUCGGCCGACGCGGACGGGGCGACGACGUGGCUCAGCGCCGCGCUGACGAACCAGGGCACGUGCAACGACAGCCUCGCCGCCGUGCCGGCCUCCGCGGGGCGCGACGCUUUGCGGCAUCAGGUCGCCGCGCUCGCGCAGUUCAUCAGCACUGCGCUGGCGCUGCACGUCAACAAGAUCAAGGGCAGUAGUGGCAUCCCCCAGACCUCCUCCGCGCCCGCGCCGUCACCGAGAGGUAGCACGUUCCCGUCCUGGUUGUCCGAACGCGACAAGAAACUCCUGGAGUUCCCGGUGACCAACAUCACACCUGACGCCGUGGUGGCGCUGGACAGCAGCGGGACGCACAGAAGCAUCAAUGAGGCGAUCGCCGCCGUCACGGCGGCAGCGCCGGUUGGCUCCGAGGCGCGCGGUGGCCACGUAGUAGGAGGAGCUAGGAGGAAGGUGAUCCACGUGAAGGCCGGGCGGUACGAGGAGAGCGUGAGCAUCUCGUACCAGCAGGAGAACGUGAUACUGAUGGGCGACGGCAAGGGGAAGACGAUCGUCGACGGGCACAAGAGCGUCGCCGACGGCUACACCACCUACUCCUCCGCCACCGUCACUGCGAUGGGCUCGGGCUUCAUCGCCAAAGGCCUGAGCAUCGUCAACAGCGCCGGGCCGGGGAAGGGCCAAGCCGUGGCGCUGCUGGUCGGCGGCGACCGCUCCGUCGUGUACCAGUGCAAAAUCCAGGCGUACCAGGACACGCUCUUCGCGCACUCCAACCGCCAGUUCUACGCCGAGGACGACAUCUCCGGCACGGUGGACUUCAUCUUCGGCAACUCCGCUGUUGUCAUCCAGAGCUGCGACAUCCAGGCCAGGAAGCCCAGCCCGGGCCAGGAGGACGUCAUCACGGCGCAGGGCCGGAGCGACGUGAACCAGAACACCGGGACCUCCAUCCACAGGUGUCGGAUCACAGGCGCGUCGGACCUCGCCGGCACGCCGGUGUAUCUGGGCCGUCCGUGGCACAAGUACGCGCGGACGGUCGUGAUGGAGAGCGUCCUGGACGGCUCGAUUGCGCCGGCUGGGUGGCUCGAGUGGUCGGAUCAGUCCGCGCUGGGUACGGUGUACUAUGGGGAGUACGAAAACACCGGGCCCGGUGCGGCGACAAAUGGGCGGGUGACGUGGAAGGGAGUGCACACGUCAAUGUCCACCGUGGACGCCUGGUGGUUUACUGUGAAGCUGUUAAUCCAGGGGGACUCGUGGUUGGGGAGCACUGGAGUUCCUUACACAUCUGGACUGUAAGGAAGACUCUGACAUACUCCUUCCUAUUUGGUGUCCGG